Messenger RNA from Amblyraja radiata (thorny skate), 392 nucleotides. RefSeq names its product SH2 domain-containing adapter protein F-like. The annotation marks the transcript as partial. Gene Ontology annotation, molecular function: phosphotyrosine residue binding. The record is from RefSeq and is a predicted model, not a curated record. The transcript is spliced from 2 exons. NCBI's taxonomy places the organism in Eukaryota, Metazoa, Chordata, Chondrichthyes, Rajiformes, Rajidae.
GACAGGUCAUUAUUCUUGAAGACUAUGCAGAUCCAUUUGAUGCACAGACUGGCAUGAACUCGACUGGCCAGGACAGAGUGGUGGUGAACGAUGGAUAUAUGGAACCGUACGAGGCCCAAAGAAUGAUGGCAGAGAUACGGCGGAGAGGUUCCAAGGAAGCCCCCGGCAAGCCGCUGCCCCUGUACGACACGCCCUACGAGCCCGUGGAGAACGGCGGCGGGAACGGCGAGGGAGCGGCGGAGAGGGUGUCGGCCCAGCGGCCCCGCGACAGCCGUCUCCCAGAGGACGACGAGCGGCCCCCGGGGGAAUACGACCAGCCCUGGGAGUGGAAGAAGGAACGCAUCUCCAAGGCCUUUGCAGGUGAGCUCAUAGAGAAUCUGCCAACAAACUCC